AUGGGCAUCGUCUCAAGCACGGCUGGACGCCGGGACGGGAACAACGGCAAGGACAGACACCAGCAGGUUCAACUGGAUGAUGACCAGGGGACUCCAAAUGCCGUCGGCCACUCGCAAACACUCUGGAUCUUAAUAUUCCGCGGCUACCCUCGCGAUAUUCAAUCCACCCGAGUUACCGAGCUGUGUAUCGUCUUUGAUGAUAACGAAAAUAAAAACCUCACCAUCCGAAUUCAGGGCAGCCACCCACACUAUAGCGUGGAGGAAGUAUGGAACCAAACUCAUCCGCGAACGAGACCGCACUUUUAUCGACGACUUGCAGUUGCGACAGUUGAGACCAGCGCGGAGCCCGAUACGCGGCUACGCGACGCUAUUCUUGGGACUCAUGUGAACAAUACUGAGCUGGAUUGGAACUGUCAAAGUUGGGUUGGAGACGUGUUGACGACGCUUCAAGACGCAAGACUUAUUACCGACGAAGAAGGAGAUAAUGCGUUGAACGGGAUGGUCAACUACAUCGCCCGGGCGCCGUGGGAAUAG
Molecule: messenger RNA, 534 nt
Organism: Daldinia caldariorum
Lineage: Eukaryota; Fungi; Ascomycota; Sordariomycetes; Xylariales; Hypoxylaceae
Exons: 1
Coding region: 1-534 (177 amino acids)
Source: RefSeq, a predicted model, not a curated record